This is a messenger RNA of Durio zibethinus, 1429 nucleotides long. RefSeq lists its product as uncharacterized. NCBI's taxonomy places the organism in Eukaryota, Viridiplantae, Streptophyta, Magnoliopsida, Malvales, Malvaceae. The record is from RefSeq and is a predicted model, not a curated record.
UGGUAUAAUUAUCUGGAAAAACCGCAUUUCUCAUUUGGAGAGGCGUAAUAGUCCAGACUCCAGACCUACCCACAGAGUAAAACACCAAAGAUAGCCAACGCCCAUUUCCCCACGAAUCUCCAUGCUCUCCAUCUCAAAGCGACUCCACGCUCUAACCCAAUGCCUCCGUUCCACCACCCACCAACUCCGCUUCGCUAGAACCGACGCUGCUUCCUCCAAGCGGCGGUCCAAGGCCUCAGGAUUCGCCUUCAAGAAAGCGGAAGAGAAAUCCGAGUGGUGGAUUGUCGACGGCGAGAUGCACGAGAUCGGCGAUCACGUGCCCCCACGUGAGCGCUUCGUUAUCCCCAGGGACAACAUCCCAAACAAGCGUCGAAAGCAGCUCAGGGAUCAGUUCAUGCGCCGCACUCGCCUCGUUAUCAAGGAAUCGGAGCAUGAGCCAUGGUGCAAAAGGUACAUGGAAUUGUAUAAUGAGCUUAGAGAGAACUGGGAGAGGUUGUAUUGGGAUGAGGGUUACUCAAAAAAAAUUGCCAAAGAUCAUGCUAAGUAUGAGUCUGCCGAGGAUGAUGAUCAAGAUUUUAAUCCUUACAGGCAACCGCAUGCUGAUCUCAUGAAGGACCAAGGUUUUGGGAGGAAUAGGCAAGGUGGUACCUCGGAGAAAGUAGAUCAACUUCGGGAUAAGUUUGAAUAUGAUAGAGAGAAAAGAAUGAGAGAGAAAGCAUUUGCACCAAUGAAUGGACAAAAUGCCUUGAACAGCUACGUUACAAACUCCAGGAGCCAGCCGUUCGACACUCAGAGAUACUUUUCUGAUAGUGACUAACAUUAUAUGAUGAAUGAAAGGGAAAAAUAGGAAGAAGGAAGCAGGAAGCAUGAACUAACAUGAGAACAUUUUUAGCAAUUUUUAAAGAAUCUCUUUUAUUUCUUGCUUGCCCUGGUCACUGUUAUAAACAAAGUUAUACUGCUUAAAAUCCUGGCUACGGAUGAGCAGUCCUUGCCUGUCAAAUGAGGAUGCAAAGGGUUUCCUGCAAAUGUAUCGAGGAAUGUAAGCAAUAUGGAUAUUAGUUCAUGAUUUUGUAGGAGAUCUUCACCUUGGAAAAAAUUUAUAUGUGAUGUAGUUCUUUCAUUCAAUGGUUUGUUUAAUAAAAUUCUGGUAAAUUGUGGAAAUGCUUGCUGGAAUGGCUUGAAAUCUCACUGUUAUGCUGCUAAGAUUAGUGCCAAAUUGAGACAUGGAGUUGGUUUUCUAUUGCAAUAAGACAAUUUGUGUUCAUGACCUACCAUUUUAUGAAAGCUUACUUGGGCAGGGCGGUAUGUGUAGAUCUAACUUCCCCUUGUAAUUAUAAUCCUAUUUUAACUAUUAUUGUUGAUUGAACAAGCAAAGGUUCAUGUAUGAAGGAAGAGAGAAAAAGGAAAAAAGAGAAAUUAUUUGAAGGGA